Messenger RNA from Botrytis byssoidea, 2403 nucleotides. RefSeq lists its product as uncharacterized. Lineage: Eukaryota; Fungi; Ascomycota; Leotiomycetes; Helotiales; Sclerotiniaceae. The coding region runs from base 1 to 2319 and encodes 772 amino acids. The transcript has 2 exons. Gene Ontology annotation, molecular function: metal ion binding. The record is from RefSeq and is a predicted model, not a curated record.
AUGGGUAUCUGUAUCUAUUAUCCCAUCGGCCGCUGUGUAGCUGGAAACCAAUGCCACAACACGCAUACAGGUCCUUAUCAACCUUACCCUUGUAAGAACUUCAUCUUCUAUGGUGCAUGCAAGUGGGGACCGGAGUGUCGAUUCGGACACCCAGCUUCCAUUCCUGCAGAGAACCCUGAGCCUAGCCGUCCUACCUGCACGAACUUUCUUUCGAGACGUGGAUGUAAGUAUGGUUCGAAGUGUAUUAGUCAUCACCCCGUUCCGACAGAAAAGGUAGCUUCUAGUGCUACUUCGGCUCUUCAAAAAUCUCAAUCUAUCACUGCUACACCAACAGCUUCGAAGACUGCAAAUUCUACCAAUGUUAAGUUGUCAAAGGCAAAGCCUGCCAAUACAAAGGUUGAUCCUUUGAUGAACUUCCGCUCUGCUCGAGUUCUUCCGAAGAAACCUCAAGUGGCCCCCACUAAAACAAAUGUUUCAAAGGACGGAGGUUCCACCGAAAUCCAAUUAUCUAAAGAAAAGACUAUUGGUAAGAUUACGAUUCCGGCCUCACUAAAGGAUUUUGGAGUAAUGCCGGCUCUUCCGGUUGCUGAAUCUACCACGGUCAUGCCAACGGCUUCAGAGACCGCAACUGCUGCUAAUGUCGAAUUGUCUGAGAACAAGCCUGCUAGUAUGACUGCUAUCCCAUCAAAGGAAUCUAGUUCUACUCCGGCUCCUCUACAAGCUCAAGUUGCCAUGGACACACCGGAUGUCUCAAGCACUGCAGAUGCUGUCGACAUGUAUUCUUCUUUUGAAAAGCCUGCCGACAAGAUUCCUGUUCCAUCAAUUGAUCCAGGUUCUUAUGAGAUCACUAUACAACCCAUGAAGCUUACAUCUGAUUCAAAUGGUUCGAGUGAUGCUGGUGCUACCAACACUAUUUCUUCUAAGGAUCAGCCAGGUGGCGCAAUUACAACUUCGUCAAUGAGUUCUGAUUCUACUCCCGGAACUCCGUCGCUCCAAGUACUCACACCCGCUUCUACCAGUACUGGCAAUGCAGAUGAUAUUGACUAUGCAUAUUCAAUGAGCGAUAGUUCUGAGUUGGUACGAUCCGCAACUCGAAGCCCAUCACCCAAUGAUGAUGCGCAUGAUACUUCAAUGUCUACUAUUCCAGAUGACUCAUCUACUCCGGUCAAGCCAGUUCCAUUUGGCCAGUCUGUUGAUGAAGCACCUAUCAACAAUGUGAGCAGCACUACGCUAUCCACGAUUCCUGUCGAGGCAUCGACUGCUUCAUCUUAUACAGCAUCGACCCAAUUCUCUGUCGAACAUAAACAAGCAUCUGUGGUUCAAUCAACCGAUUUAGUUCCAUCAACAAGCAAAUCAUUCAACCAGACGACCCCGCUAGCACCCGUGGAGGAAAAACAAAUUUCUGUCUUGGAGCAUAUCUCUACAGACUAUCAAUCAGCUAUGAAUAAGCUAUCCCGUGUAGUCGUAGACUGUUCGGCCACAUUGGAACCCUGCAAUCUUGAGUUAUCAGGGCCCGGAAUGUAUGAGCGUCAAGUUAGCCACACUGAAACCCUAUUUACAUGGCCGCAAGAAGGGAAUGUACCGGCUAUCGACAUGAUCAACACGCUCAUUAACCUCGCGUCAACCUGGGGAGAGCUCUCUAGAUACCAACCUAUUCAUCGCAACAUGGGCUCAUGGCACUCCCUCCAGAUCACGUUUCGACACCGACACGAGGCAGCAGCAGCUGCUGCCGCAAUCAAUGGACAUCCCAUUACUGCGGUUGGUGCAAGUAUGAGUAUUGCUGUAUCAGUUAGUCAUCAAAUUGCAGUGCAAUAUAUGAUACCCCGAUUCAUUAUUGAUUCACUCGGUCGCCAGAAUCAAGGAAACCUUCAUCAAAUCUUCGGACAGAAUUCUUGCCAGCUUCAUUGGGGCGAUUCGCACCGUGCUGACUAUUCUGGCGAAAAGCUCAUGGAGGUUACAAUCAUGGGUACAUGUGAAGAGCAAGUUGCGCAAUGCAAGGCAGUUCUCGAGGAUCUUCUUAGAGGUAGAAUUUUGACUCAUGAGGAAGGUGAUAAUAGACCACUUUGGCAUAAUUUUUUUAAGACAGAUGAGGGAGCAGAGUGGAUUGGACAGGCGACGACGAAUGUUUUUAAUAUGAAGGUUCGGGCGGCAAAGCUUGCUAAUUUAGAUGUCUUGAUGGUUCAUGGAUCUAGUGAGUGGUCAAGGGCUCGAUUUGGAACACUUGUUAAGAAGAAGAUUGCGGAGUUGGAGAAGGCUUCUGUAGUCACAGCUGUUGUUGCGGAAGAGUUGAGGUUGAUGAGAUCAAGGGUUAAGGGUUAAGGGUUAAGGGCCAAGGGCUAAGGGUUAACGGACGGAUAAUUGAAGAUUACUUUUGGGCGGCUUUUUACGAUAGUGUAGUGAUAG